GUGGACAUAUACACAGAUACCCAUCCUAAACAAUAUUUUUGAUUUUGAUUGAGUAGUGUUACAACAAAAUUCUCAUGCAAAUAGUGAGCAUGUUUCAAAGUUUUAUUUAACUGUUAUAGAGAGUGCCACAAAGAGCUGGUUUUGAGAGGAUUUAAAGAAUAUAUGUAGCCCACAGGGAAAGGAAUGUCUGAACAAAAUUGCCAAGUUAGAUAUAAUUGGUUAAUGUUCUACACAGCAACGAAAUCAUAAUGCCUUUGGGAUUACUCUUUCCUACAAGUCUCAAAAAAUCAUAACCCCUUAUUAAUUCUCCAGUUAAAUCUUAUAGGACUAUAAACCGUGUCUUUAUUAGCAAUGAAUUUUUCAUUAAGUAAACUAUGAUAACGAAGUUCUUUUCCCCUGAGUGUAGAUGAAUUCCAAACAGACUUAUUAGAAAAUACUAGAGCUUUCUAAAUUUGAGAUUAAAAUUUUGUUUUACAAUUGUAAGUACAAACCUGAGUGUGUAAGGAAAGGACAAUAUUGUCAUUAUUAUAGAUGGGGUUUUCCAGGAAAAGAUGAGCAGAAGAGAAUGACUUCAGCUUCCCUGACCGUUUAUAGCGGGACUUUCGGUGGAAGUUAAUGAAUAGUGUCAUGAGUGAGUCCUAGGAAAUGGACCACACAGUAGGGCAUCUGGAAGUCUCUAGUGUGGGCCUCAUACAAGGCACACCUUGUUUUAUUGUGCUUUGCAGAUACUGUCUUUUUGUUUUGUUUUGUUUUUUUUGUUUAAACAGAGUGCCGGUUUGUGGCAACCCUGUGUGGAGCAAGUCUAUCAGCACCAUUUUUCCAACGGCAUUUGUUCACUUCAUGCCUCUGUGUCACAUUUUGAAUACAGAGUUUAAUGAAAAAUCCAUGCUUACGGGGUGAACAUGGCAGGCUUCCUAGAUAACUUCCGUUGGCCAGAAUGUGAAUGUAUUGACUGGAGUGAGAGAAGAAAUGCCGUGGCUUCUGUGGUGGCGGGUGUACUGUUUUUUACAGGUUGGUGGAUAAUGAUUGACGCUGCUGUGGUGUACCCGAAGCCAGAGCAGUUGAACCACGCCUUUCACACAUGUGGCGUGUUUUCCACGUUGGCUUUCUUCAUGAUAAAUGCUGUGUCCAAUGCUCAGGUGAGAGGUGACAGCUAUGAAAGCGGCUGUUUAGGAAGAACAGGUGCUCGUGUUUGGCUGUUCAUUGGUUUCAUGUUGAUGUUUGGGUCACUUAUUGCUUCCAUGUGGAUUCUUUUUGGUGCAUAUGUUACCCAAAACUUACAGGCAAGUUAUCGAGCAGCCAGCACUGACGGGAGCCCCCUCCCUAGCCACAAGCUGCUGCAAGGGCCCAGGUCAUGGCCUCCGGGGCCAGCCAGCUGUCUUCCGUCACCACAGCUGGCAGCGAGGAAGAAGGAGUCACUUUCACUGCGUUCCCAUCAGACAGCACUGGCUUCCUAAGCCCCAUGCCUCCUCGCGACGCUUAGUGAGUUUGGAUGGAAAAGAGCAGCAGCACGUUUGGAGUCCUGGGGAAGCCAGUUUGGUGUCAUCGGCAUCCUGUCCCCUAGUAUGCGAUGGCGUCGGAGAGCCUGGCUCCAGAGAGGCACCCGGACGUAGUGCUGCCUCUGGGUUUGGGCUCUGAGUCCGUCACUAACAUAAGCCGCUGUCUUCGACCAAGAAGGGCCUCUCUGGGCCUGAACCACAGCCAACUCCUGCUUCAGGACGCUCCACCGAUUCUGCCCUGAGGCCAGUUCAGCCUUAGCAGAAUCUGGUCCCCACAGCCAGCCUGCUGGCCCCUGACCAGCUGUCACUAACUCCCUUUUACACAGGGUGGCGUUUAUGAACUUAUGUUCCAGCGGAAUUGAUCUGUCCCCCUUUCUGCUGGGCUCGAACCCUGGCCUGCUUUCUGCUACGUCCUCCUCCCCUCCCAGGGCUCCCCCCACGGUCCAGCAGAGAAAGCCCUCUAUCAGAUGCCCUAAAUGAUCCCAGGUAGGUGUUCAUAGUCUCCAACUUCUUACAGACCCGUCCCUAACAGGUAACGCGGAUCUCUCCCAGGAGGACUUGAGUGGCGUGGGGCCCGUGGAUGGAUGUCCUUUUCUCUCCCGUCACUUGGGGCAGCAAAGGACACGGUGCUUUGGCCUGAGAGCCAAUCCCUCCCCAGUGGCACAGGCCCCAAAUGAGAGAGGGAAGGUGGUCCCAUCAAUUAGUGCUAGAAGCUUCAUAUUCCUACAGUCAGCGUCUCUUCUUCCCAGCGAGGUUGGGCCGCCAGGAGGGUUUCUGGGUAAGGCAGACGUUACGGCAACUUACCACUUUGUGUGUGUGUUGGGGGAUGGGGUGUGAAGCUACACAUCCAUUUCCUAAGUGCGAUGAGUUAUAUAAAUGGAUUUUUAAUCCACAUCCCUUGAACAAAAGAGCCCAUCAAUACUUACAUAAUCGGAAGACGCGCGUGCCCGGUGGGUAUCACUGUCGUCCAUUAGCGAAUUCUCUUUACUACCUACAGGCCUUGGUCAAUAUACGACUCAUCACGAGUGAAAUGCUUAUGCGGCUUCUGAAAGUGCCCUUUAUACGCUCCUAAGGAAUCAUGUGACACACGUAGACAGUUCUCGCUGAGUGACCGUGAGGCCUCAGUAGCUCUACCGGGUAUUAAUUAAGAAAACAAAAGUUUAGAUAUAGUAAUUUUUUUGGAAUGUUUAUUUUUGAGAGAGAGAGAGAGAGAGA
Felis catus (domestic cat) is the source of this 2714-nucleotide messenger RNA. It is a transcript of the gene TMEM50B, whose product is annotated as transmembrane protein 50B. The transcript has 7 exons. Gene Ontology annotation, biological process: protein targeting to vacuole; late endosome to vacuole transport via multivesicular body sorting pathway. NCBI's taxonomy places the organism in Eukaryota, Metazoa, Chordata, Mammalia, Carnivora, Felidae. The record is from RefSeq and is a predicted model, not a curated record. The coding region runs from base 903 to 1457 and encodes 184 amino acids.